CCCGAAAUCGCUGAGACUUUCGCUCCAAAACGACUCUUCAGAGGCUCGUCCUUAGCAGAACAAUGAGUACAGAAGAACCAACAGCGGUUCGCCAGAAUUUGGUGGAUGAAGCUGCCAAAUUCCUGAUGAAUCCAAGUGUGGUUGGUCACGGUGCUGAUAAAAAGAAAGCAUUCUUAAGGAAGAAAGGCUUGAGUGAAGCAGAGAUUGAUGCAGCUUUUGGGAAAGUCCAAGUUCCUGGUGUCAGUCCUGUGGGAGCUGUGGUGCCAUCACAAAUCUCUCAGUUACCUGUCCCUGCAUAUGCAGUUCACCAGCCCCCAACACUGUGGGUGAAAGUACGGGACAUUUGCAACUUCGUGUUCAUUUUGACUGGAGCAUCAUAUGGAGUCUUCUAUUUAUAUAAGAAAUACCUUGGGCCCCUUUUGACGGGAAGAAGAGAGAAAACAGUCGAAGAGAGCAUGAUUGAACUGCAGCAGUCAGUGGUUUCUGUUCUAAAGGAAGUUCAAACGACUCUAGCUUCUCUUGAGCAGACCUUGAGUGCUCAGAGCUUAAGGAUCCAGGCACUGAACACCAAAGAAGAUAAUCAAGUAGUGACACCAAGACAGAUUGAGGAACUCAGAGCAGAAGUAACUUCCUUGAAAGGCCUCCUUAUCAAUAGGUUCAAGUUACAGAAGUAGAUCCACUGGAAGGGUCAACCCAAAGUCUAGAAUCAAACCAAACUUCACGAGGUGAGCUUGUCAAUGCCAGUGAAGUUGUCGACUCUGAGAACGGAAUAAGCAGAGAAGACAGUUUCUCCCUUGCCAGUGCAGAGAAUGGGGGCAGUGCUGACUCUCUCCCUGAUUCCACAGAUGAAAUGUAAUGCGAGAAUGUGCAGAGCUGGAAGUAUAGUGGUGAUAAAUUUGAUAGCAAAAGGUGUAAUGCUGUGUCUUCAUUGCUGUCAUCGGUAAUUCUAUAAAGCUGUGUAUAAAACUGAAUGCAUAAAGUUGCUGUCCCCAAGAGAUGUAUAAUUGAUUUAUAUAUUUUUUCUUGUAUAAUUAUAGAUUUAA
This is a messenger RNA of Penaeus monodon (black tiger shrimp), 1043 nucleotides long. It is a transcript of the gene Pex14, whose product is annotated as peroxisomal membrane protein PEX14-like. Gene Ontology annotation, molecular function: signaling receptor binding. The record is from RefSeq and is a predicted model, not a curated record. Gene Ontology annotation, biological process: protein import into peroxisome matrix, docking. Gene Ontology annotation, cellular component: peroxisomal membrane; peroxisomal importomer complex. NCBI's taxonomy places the organism in Eukaryota, Metazoa, Arthropoda, Malacostraca, Decapoda, Penaeidae.